UAGAGUGAAAGCUGACGGAGCAAAUGUGAUUGACUCUUAUUUGUAAGCUCGGUGUUUGUGACAUAUUCCAAGACGGAGAUUAUCGCCUCAAAAGAAAGGUUGUAUUUUCAACCUGCAUGGAUCCAAGAAUAGCUUGGUAUCCACCGGAACAGUUGGGACACGCACAUGAUCUAUGGACGAGAAUUUGGGAAGCUCACAUAAUGUCAGGCGUGGACAAUAUGCAUCUUGGUUCAGAGGAAAGAACGUUGGAUUUUAUUCCUAUCGAAGCCGGAUUUGAUAAUCACAUACACAGAAACGAUGAUAAAAAUCAGUACAACAAAAGUCAUCAAAAUCCAUUCAAGAGGAAAAGAGAAAAUCGAGCUAGUACUUACGGUUUAAAUCACUCCUGUUACAAGCAUUUAUUAGGGGAAGAUGGCGGCUUGACACCUUGGAAAAUCAGAGGCAAAAAAUACAGACCUGGUAUUAUUGGGCUUCAUGAAGAGAUUCUCGACUUUUUCAAGUACAUGACUCCCAGACCAGAGGAGGCUCAGAUGAGACGAGAAGUAGUAGAGAGACUACAGGACGUCAUUCACGAUUUGUGGCCUGAUGCUAAGGUGGAAAUAUUUGGCAGCUUUCGUACAGGCCUCUACCUUCCAACCAGUGACAUUGAUCUGGUUGUGUUUGGCGAUUGGGAUAAUCUUCCACUGUGGACCCUACACGAGGCAUUACUGGUGAAUGGAAUUGCAGAUGCAUCCAGCAUCAAAGUGCUUGACAAGGCUUCAGUGCCCAUUGUUAAGAUGACUGACCUGGCCACUGAGGUGAAAGUGGACAUCAGUUUUAACAUGGUCAAUAAUAACGGAGUUGCCAGUGCCGAGCUGAUUCAGGACUACCUACAGAAGUAUCCCAACUUGCAAUACCUGGUGCUCGUACUAAAACAGUUCCUGCUGCAGCGUGACCUCAAUGAGGUGUUCACCGGUGGAAUCAGCUCGUACAGCCUCACCUUGCUCACAAUCAGCUUUCUACAGCUUCAUCCAAGGACCGAUGCUACCGACAUGCGUGCUAACCUUGGAGUACUGUUGAUAGAAUUCUUUGAGUUGUACGGCAGGAAUUUCAACUACCUGAAGACAGGUAUUCGAAUAAAGAAUGGUGGAGCUUACGUGCCAAAAGAUCACAUUGUUCGAGAGAUGGAGAGUGGCUACCGUCCUUCCUUACUUUGCAUUGAAGACCCUCUCACUAAAGGCAAUGACAUUGGCCGAAGUUCUUACGGUGCUAUGCAAGUGAAACAAGCCUUCGAGUAUGCAUAUCUGGUGUUGUCUCAUACUGUGGCACCACUGAAUAGUCACUUCCUGCGGGGAAAUCACAGCAUUCUUGGCCGUAUUGUACGGGUGACAAAUGAAGUGGUUGAAUAUCGAGAGUGGGUUCAGGCUAACUUCGGUCCCAAAGAUUCUCUGUCAACACAGAACACUGUCCCAGUCCCAGUUCCAACUUACGCCAGUGUGGCCACCUCAAGAAUCAACCUGGCUAACUCUACGGUCAAACACUGCAGCAUCAACAACAACAACAUUUUGCACAAGUCCAAGUGUGAUGUUGAGCCCGUUGGACAGGUUUCCCCUGGCGACAGUGAGAACUCGGACUACGGAAACAGUUCGGGCUACAAGUCAUCGGCCAGCUCUAGUGCUUCAAGUUCUUCGAGCUUAGCAAGCGACACGGACGAAGAUGCCAACAUGGAGUCCAAGUUGUGUCAUCCCCAGCAAAAACCCAUCCGUGCUAGUUCUGUUCCUGUGAGGGAGUUUGCACGAAGUCGAGACUUUAACAAACAUCCCCACGUGGGCAAGUCGCGCGACGGCAGCACGAGCAGCGUAUCGUCAAACCGCUCUGUGACGUACCGAUCGGCGUCCGUUAGCAAGACGUACUGCUCUGCCGCGCAGUCGAGCGGUCCUCAGAAUAGUGCUCCCGUCGUGCAGAACAAGACUUACCACAGGCAACAUAGUGCACCAUCUGCAAACAAGGUUUUCAAACCCUCCAACGGCAAAAGGCGGAAAAACUCGACUAACAAAAAGGAAAAUAUUCAGAUUUCUAGCAAUGGGUACAGAUGAUAAUGAGCUGAGCGGUACUGGUGGAUGUUUUGUACAGAUAACGUAGAGAGAGCUUGUGUAUGAUAGCGGGCAUCCAUCGCUUUUCACAAUUCUCAGAAACAGAAACAAUGUGUGUGUGUGUGUGUGUGUGUGUGUGUGUUUGUAGUGUGUGUGUGUGGGCAUGAACAUAAAAAUGUGUAAGCAAAUGAUUUCUGAAUGGAUGUAAACUUGACCGACUUCAUUCUGUCUCACCUGACCAUUGAUUGGAUUAGCAUACCUGUAAAUUAUUUGUGAAUUGAAUGGAAAUGAUGGAUGAAAAAUGCAUAAAUCAUGUGUCAGUGUUUUGUUUUGUGUAAAUAAUUAUCUACGUAUGUUUAAAAAAAAGAAGAAUAGUGUUCCAAGUUACCAUACAGCUUAUGCUUCUGAAUCGGUAUCUGUUUUGAUUCAUAGUGGAACAUACUGCAGAAGACAAGAUCGAGGUUUAAAUAUCAAUGAAGAUAUUGUUUGGAGGAGCUGUGCAAAUCUUCCAGUCUGAUAAAUUCCAUUUCUUAAAAGGCAGUGUAACUGAUUUCUCAGAACACCAAAUCUGUGAUUUCUCAAAAGGAUGGAGAAACAUUGUCAUCAUUUAAAAACUACAAAAAAAUUGCCAUUACAUGAAGACCAGUGAAAACCAUGCAAAAAACAUUGUUGCUAUUGGUACAAGACUGUUUUUACAUUCACAUAACGACACCAGUUUAUUUAUUUAUCCCAGUUACUUAGAUCAAUGUUUAAUGCUGAGUUGACCAUAGUUUACUGGUUUAAAAUUAACCCCAUGAUUGAUUUCCAUUGUUGAAACAUGCAUAAUGUGUAUUUUGUCAUAAACUUGUAUUUUGUAGUUAAGUACUAGGAUAAUAAUUGUUUUUUGUUUACUAGUUUCAGAUAGGAUGAAAUGCAAUUAUUUACUAGUUUGAGGUAAGUUAACAUGCCAUUUAGUAUCACACGUCAGUGUUAACUUGUCAAUUAGAAGCAUCACUAAUGUGUAUUGGUAAGGAUUGCUACGACCAUAAUUUGGUUUUUAUCAUCAUGUGGGUCCCCUGUUUAGCGAUAUAUAUCUAGUAAGAUUAAUACAUUUACAUCUAGGAGUCUUCUAACAAAAUAAGAAAAAGACACAACAAAGUUUGUUACUUAAAUUACAUUUGAGUCACUUCAGUGAAGUAAAGUUAUUGUGACUUGUAAGUCCCUUUUGUUAAAAAUUGUACUCUUAUUUUUCUUUUCCCCAUCAAAAAAAAUCUAAAUUUGAAUAUGUUCAGACUUUUGAGUAUGACUGAUAAGGAUUUUUUCAGAAAUUAUUGAAUAUGUUGGUACAGGUAGGGUGUAUCAUAAUAUAUUGAUAUACCUCUUGAAUUGUAAUAUAUAUUGAUAUACCAGUAACAGCACUCAUUGUUAAACAGUUAUUUAUUAACCUGUUGACUGACAUUAGUGACAGAAAAAAAUUAGCAUAAUGUAUAUGCAGUUUACAAUGGACAACAGCUAGAAUAUACUCUUUUCUAAUCAUACCCAGUACUUUUUUAAUUUUAGUUUUAAGGAAUAGAGCAAUAAAGAGCUAUACUUACUUCAUGAAGAGGUUACCUUGAAGUGUACUUUCAUUUAUAACAUAUAACAGUACAACCAUAAACUCCCACUGUAUUGCUUCAUGCCUAAAUAAAUACCGUUUUAAGAAAACUAGAGGGUUUUGGCCAGUAAUAACUAAAUAUAACCAAAAAAGAAAGAAUUUUUUUUAACACAUUUUAAUUACAGUUGUAUGGUGUUGGACUAAAUAGGCAACGAGGAGUGUUAAUAAGUUUGAUAUUUUUCUGUAUCCUGGCUUUGUGACCUAGAUAUAUAUUGAUUUUAUUACUUGUUGAGUUUUGUUGAUACUGUAAGUCACUUCAGGUGAUUUUUACCACACUUAUUUUCUUAGCAAACAUUUGCUGCGACACUUUGGUGGAAGUCGCCAAAAAAAAAAAGUGGAGUUUUUAAAAACAAAGGUACAUUUUUAUCACCGCGCAAGAUGAUCCCAGGCGUGAAAUGUCUAACUAGUAUUGGUGAGAUGAUGAGUGCUAGUUGAGAUCAGAAAGUUUUCUUGCCCAGUCACAACCUGCAAGAGACAUUUUCCCCCCAUGUUGACAUGCACAGGUAGUCCUUUUGGAGUUUUAAAAAAAAAAAAAAAAACGUGAUCGUUGCCUUAAUUUAUCUAUUUUGCCCAUUUCUUAUCUUUCAUGUCGACAGCAAAGAUAAAGAUAUGAUUGAAAUACCCUCCAUUUUUUUAAUGUGAGCAGUUAAAUUUACUAUAAUAUGGACUUGCAUUUACUUGUUUUUCAUUUUAAAAUAAACCCGUAAGUACAAAAAAAAAACCUGAUACAAUGAGUAAGAAAACAAAUGUUAGAAAAUAAAGAGAAAUAUGCUCAGAAUGCAGGAUUUUGCCCAAAUAAUUUUUACUGGUAUCUUUAUUUUGGGAUACUUUGUUUCUUCUUUUUUUUCUUUUUUUCUUUUUUUUCUUUUCUUUUUUUUUUCUUUUUUGUCUUCUUUUUUUUAAUGGACAAAACCAUGCCAUAGUACCCAUUAUCUUAUUAACAUUGAAAAUAAAAUCAUGCUGUAUUCUUAACGCAAUAGUAAAUGUGUAUAUAUUUUACUUCAUAUUAAUGAGAUACAUCGAUUUAUAAUAGUCUUUUUAUACUGUCAGUGUGUCAGUCUUUAGUGAUAACUUGUGCUUCAACAUUCUUUAUUGUAAACAAACCCAUCUGAUUGAAAUCGGCUUGACAUCAUUUUUUAAAAUUAUAAUCUUUUUUUCUUUUUUUUUAAAGUUGCAAGGCAUGUUCACGUUUGUGGUAGUGAGUUGUUCACUUGUCUGUAACAAUCCAAAAUUGACCACGUGCCAAAACUCUGUCAACUUACAGCUGUACAAAUUGUACAUGUCGUAAAUCUUAACGCAUAUCCAGGUAGAGUAUACACCCAUGGUGUUAGCCAUGAGAUUGAAUCGGUUUGUUAUUUUGCUGUUUCAGGAGACAAUAUUUCUAAAUUUUGAACUGAUGUGUGUUCAUGUGAUGUUUACCUGGGUAAUUGAUUGUUCGGUUACCUGAAUUAUAUUUUCAUAGCCAAGUGAAUCACCAAGUCUGUUACCCUAAACUUGCAUUUUGUUAUAUUCAUCACAAUAAAAAAAUGAAGCAAUUUUUAUACUACUAGAUAAGUGACUACAUUGACAAUAUCUUCACUUUUACCAUAAGUUUGAUUAAAAGUGUUUUGCAAGUGUUGUAUGUCUGAAUGUUGUAAUUUUUAUGUUUUAGAAUAAUCCCAACAACUCACGACAUACAUGUAACCUGUUGGUGGUUUGCUUGAAUUUAAUGUUGGGCCUUAUGUUCCUGCUAAUGGUCCAGUAGUAUAACUGGUACAUACAAAUCUGUUCUGCCGUCCCAUGGGAAAGAAUGCAAGACAACUUACUGUUGACUGAAGUGGGGAUGGGAGCUGGUUUCUGAUAAACUGUAUGAUUUUAUGUAAUGCACUUGGUUAUAUGUCUUACAUUUUGCCAUUUAGUUAGCAGUGAAAACUAAUUUUGAAGAAUAAAAAAAUUCAACCCAGUGCUAACUACUCCUUUUUGUACACUGCCAGUGUUUUAGAUAUAUCUUGUUUAAAAAUAUGCUUUCUUAUCCAUUUUUGAAUUGAUAACGUACUGGUGGUCACAUUCGAUGAUGGUAAAUUUGUUUGUAAAAAUGGUACUUUCACUUUCAUUGUAAAAACUAUUUUUACUGGUCAUUUGUUUUUCUUUGUCGUCUUGUCAGCAGCCAAAAUUGUGUUUAUUCGUAUGAUUAUCAUUUAAAAACUUGCCUCAAGAUAUACUAGUCACUAGCAAAACCAUGCCACCUUUCACUUUUUUCUUAUCUUUUUGUGCAAAGAUGGAAAUACGGCUGAUUUAUAUGGAGAAUAUUUUGUUAAUUCCAGUUUGUACAUAUUAACAUAACACAAGGAUAGAAACUAACACUUGCCCCUGGGCGGUAGAAAUCACGUUGGGUGAAUACAAAUUAAACAAUGCUAUUCAUAGUUCCUAGUCCCCAGAGUAAGUAGUUAUGUUCCAACUUUUAGUGUUGAUUUGAUUUUCUCUCUUUAUUCCUGAUUUUUAAAUUCAGCAAAUCUAUAAGCCACAUAAUAAAAAAAUCCUAUGAUUUUGUCUUCUCAGGAUAUGGCACAAUGUUACAGGAUAUGUUACAGGGUUCCAAUCAUUUGGAGGUUGGAGGAUGUGGCUAGCAACCUUUCUAGGCUAAAAAUCAACCAGGGCGUUAAACAUUUCUUGGUUUUCUAACCCGGUAACAAAUCCGAUGAGAAUAGUUUAAGGGGGAAAGCAAAUCUGUCUGAAUUAAACUAGUUUUUUUGGUACAGAGGUAAACUUACUUUACAUUAUGCCAGUUAUUCUAUUUUAUUUAUUACACCUCAUCUGUUUUUCAUAUUUGUAGCACUGUAUGCAUGUUUUUUCCUCUCCUGUGAACUUCAACAUUCAUUCCAUGUUAUGUCGGUGUGUUUUUCAUUGAUUUAUUCACAUUUGUGUUGGCCACCAUGUUCCAUUUGAUACAUCAAUCAAUCACCUGAUAUUGGAUGUCAAACAUUUGGUAAUUUUGAUACGUAGUUUUCAGAGUAAACGUGUUACAUUUUUCCAGCAGCAGCAAGGGAUCUUUAAUUUAUUUGCACUAACCGACAGACAAGACAGCACAUUUUACGGCCUUAUACACCAGUCGUGGGGCAUGCUCCUUGGGAUGGGGGGUGGGGUUUGGGAACCCAAUCCAAGAAUGGGUCCACGAGGAGGUUUGAUCGUACAACCAAAGAACCUCAAGCAAGUAUUCUACUAACUGAGCCAGAUCCUGUCCCUUCCUGAUUACAUUGUUGGAAACAGAUUGCUCCCCAUUCUACAGAAUUAAUUUCGAGCCCUUGUGGAUACAAUUUAUUAUUAAAUAUCUGUAUUAGUCUUAUAUCAGUUUUAGGAUUCCGGCUGUAUGCAUUUGUAGCCACAAUGUUUUUGAAGGGAACAUCUAAAAUUAUUUAGUCAUACAGUUUAUAUAAAAAAUUAAGUGAGUUGGAUAACAUACUAUUUAAAAGUUGUUUCAGAAAUUAAGAAUCUUGGAAAGUGUGUACAUCGUUUUUUGACAAAUUUUAGUUACAAAAAAACCUUUACUAAUAAAUAACUGGCUUUCUUUUCUUUUCUUUUUUUUAGUUUUGUGAUAUUUAAAUGAUUUUGAAAGUUUGUUUUACAUAAAUAACAGUAGAUCACCAUUGAUUAUUUGGCCUUCACAGCUGUGUAUGUAUGUUAAAUGUGUUUUAUGUAUGUUAAAUAUUGAGCAGGUUUGUUCAGUUUUCUUCUCUCUUUUUUUUAUCUUUUUGUAGUAUGUUAAACAUGGAGAACGUUAAAAUGCCUGUUGUGUUCUUAACAAUUGGAACUGGUUACAUGUAUAUAAAACAGUUGGUUAGAUUAUGGGUUCAGUAAACAACAGGGUUUUUGGUUGUUUCAAAACCACAGCAGUUACGUUGUACUGUUGCAAUCUCGCCUCACUUUAUUAUGUCAUCAUUUAGUUAUGUAAAGUACAAAUGCUGCACAGUUUUAAUGAACUUAAGUGUUUCCACCAUCCACAGUUGUCAUUGACUACCUUCUCUCGCCGUGUUUAUUAACACUUUAUUACAUCGGCAUGCACUCAUAAUCAGGAGUAUGAAAAUAGUAAUUUCUCUGCGGAUAUAUAUGUUGUUGUAACAUACACUAUUAUUGGACGAUUUGGUGCUCGAUGACCUCAUCGAUAUCAAAUAUGACUUGCAAGUCAUGAUUUGGUAAGAGCACACAAAAUUUUACUUAAUAGUUAUUUAUGCCUGUUUUCAUUGUUAAAUUUGGUAAUAUGCUAUUUUAAUUUAAUUCAUUAUAGAUUUUAAAAAAAUAAAAUGAACAGAAUUUUGAGUUUUGAUAAUUUUCAAUGAAAGUUAAAGCAAUACUCAGAACUGUAAAUAGAUUUACAUUUAUUGAUAUUGAAAGAGAUGUUUUUUAGAGAAGAAAAUAGGUGAUAUAAUAAAGCUAAUAACAAAACGGUUACCAAAUUUAUGUCCUGAGUGAAAUAAUUUUCAUUGGUCUUCUGCUGUAACUCAUGACAAGUGAAAGUGAUUUCACUCGGAACAUAAAUUUGAUAAUAAUUGGUAAUUCAUAUUAUACUCUGUAUAAUGCAGAACUGUACAAGAAUUCCUACUUCUGAGUGUUUAAUGAAUAUUACUUUACAGCCAAAGGAUAUCGAAUGAAUAAUGGUAGUAAAAUGAAUGUGGGUGGUGUGCUCUAAAUGAUAAAACAAUAUGAUCGAUUUACUAACAGGAGUGUCUCCACUUCCAGUUAUACUAAUUAUAAAUACUGGUCAAAAUGUGCAAUUACAUGUUGAGAAUUUUCUUGUAAGCAAUAAGCAAGAGUAAAACAAUACUCAUUCUAUACAGUGCUGUAGUAUAUUUUCGCCACUGGAAUUUGGCAAAAAACCACCUUAUUUUUGUAAUAUAAACGUUACUACCCUUUAAAGCCCUGUCUGUGUGGUGAUGAUUUUGAAAUCAAAAUUGUUUGUUUAAAACUAAGUUUCGUAUAAGAUUAUGCUAGAUCUCUUCGAGUGUUUCAUAAUAUAGUCACAGAUUUAUUCAGGCGUUCUGUAGGUCCGAACAUAGGUUCCUUCCCAAUUUCUAAGCUACAAAUUGCCAAUGUAGAUAUUUAAUUAUGUCUGUUCUAAUAAAUUAAUUUAACUGGUGUACUUGCAUGAAAAAAUAUUACAAGUAUGAUUUACUUGUGCUACUUUUCUCAAUCCAUCGGACAUAUGGGGACUAUGCCAAAAAAAAUCCAUGAUAGUGUGGACAGUCAAUUUAGUUUCUACUUAUUUCAGUGAUGAGGAAUGAAUAUUCCGAUGUUAGGUGAAUCAUGGGGCUUAAAUUACUGGCUUAUUACAUGCUAUCCAUAAUGUCCAAAGGUUUGGGUUCGUCUGAGAACAUGCUUGUUUCAAGAUGGAUCCAGGUUCCAAAACUUGUCUGAUAUUAGGUUCAUUUGUUCAUUUCAAUUUGUAUCCAAUUGUGGUUCAUGUAUGCUCACCUGGACUGUCUGACCAGGAUAGUGUUUAGUAAGAUGGAAGUUGUAGUGUCUGUAAACCGUCCCACUACAAUGUGCACUCACUGUUGCCGUCUUUGGAUAGAAAUCGGUAUUAAAAUACAAAACUGGCACUUGCUAGUGUAAAAUUUGAUAGUUUAACCAAACUAUCUUUGAGACAGAUAAUGCAGUUUAAAAUUUUGAGAUUUAAGUAAGCCCAUAGUGUACCAAAACUAGUACUUAGCAGAACUGUUUUUGCCAUGAUCACUUCACACUUAUUGUAAAAGUUUUACAGAGGUAAAUUAAUCACCUUGCAAUAUUUUUAAUAAAUUUUAGUUAAAAGAUCGGGUGAUCGCUUAUCUAGCACCAUUUUAAAAUGAUUUUUAGCUUUCCUCGAGUUUGGUAAUGGCGAAGACUGCAGAACAACCAAGACCAAAAUUGAAUCUUUUGUUAUUUAUUUAUACAUGUACUCUGUGAGUUGUGAAUGAAUAGUUAAUCAAACAAACCCAACAGCUGUUUUGAAUGCAUUAUUGUUGCAAUUCUUGAAUCAAGACUACUACUUAAGCUUGUUUUAAAAGUUACCUGUAGUGCACAAAUUUUCAGGCGAGUUGUGUCCUUUGAAUUUUCUAUAAUUAUGUCUUUGGAAAAAGCCGAUUAGCUUGUCUUCAGGAUAAGAGUGGACAUAAUGUUUACUUAUCUGGCUAUUUUGUUAAUUAUAGUAGGGUGGGUAUUGGGGGGUAUUUCCCAUUGUCAUGAUGGAAUUAUUUGGAAAUCAUGUGUUCACUGUUAAUUUUACUACUAUAACUGGUAGUCACAUUUUUCCUCUACAAAAUUAUCAUUCUGGAUUUUCUUAUCCGUGUAAAAGUCCAAGAUUAAAGCAAAUAAUUUGACAGCUAGUCAUUUUUGUCAUUAUUUAAUAUUUCAUUGGUGAAUCAUUGUUACAUUGUCUGCCAUUACAAUAAAAUGUAAAGUUUUGUACACUUGUCUGCUACCACAAUGAAAUGUAAAGUUAUGUACAAAUGUUCUUGACAAUCCAUGUACCCGGUAAAAAGAAAAUGAUUAAGUGGAAGAAUGUUCAUUUAAAAACCGCUAAAAGUCGUGCUUAUUUAUAUAAAUUAGAAUUUGUAGCUGAUUUUUUAAAUAUUUGCCAUUCAGUAUUACGUGCAACUUUAUGGAAAUGUCUUGGCAAAAAUGUAUGUUAAAAAUAUCGGCCAAAACCGGUGGUUAUAUGCAGCAAACUUGUUGACAUUUUUAUUAUUUGAAAAAAAAAGCCAAAUAUAUAGACAGUAAUGUUUUCUCUUAAAUUUUUUUAAUUUUUUUAUUAUUAUUUUUAUCUUUAAUUUUUUUUUAAUUUAUGCUAAAUGUUAUUUCUGUAUUUGAAAGAAGAAACAAAUAUGUGAUGCAAAUUAUGUGGAUUCUUUCAGAGAUGUGAAUUUUAGCUUUUUUUAUUAUUAUAUAUAUUUUUUUUUAUCAGAUUUCAUUCUUUUUUGUGUAAACUUGCAGUCACAAGACAAUUGAUGUUCUACUGUUCCCUUUUCUUUGUGUCAUCAUUUGUGAAAUUAUCCAACUAGCCCGGAUUAAAAUAAACAUUUACUCCCUAUUAUAAAGCAGAGUGGAGUUUUGGGGUCCACAUAAUUUAUGACCCUUUUAUUUUGACCUGUGACCGAGAAUGUACAUUUUCUUACAUUGCACUGAUGGAUGCAUGUUUUUAUUGUUUUAUGUUGAUGUGCUUGACAAGUGGAUGAAUUGGGAGUAGACUGUUUGUGUGUUACUACACAGAACGCUUAAGUAGCAACUGAAUCUCUGUUCCCUUAGUUGCUCUGAAAUUAGUCAUUCAGUGUUACGUCAUCUUAACAAGUUAAGACUUGUUCUGUACUUCAUAUAGAUGUGGAGCAGUAGCCUUGGUUUGUUGAGAUGGUGCAGACAGAUGUAUGCAUAAUAUGUAUCUUUCCUCUUUUUUUUCCAAGAAGAUAAAAUAACUUUCCUUCUUUCUGUUUUUUAAGAAUGUAAAAUAAAACUAAAAUAACUCAUAAAAGCAAAUAAAACCAAUAUAACUUUUAUUCAGCAUAUUGAAAGAUAAUUGGGUAACAAAUUACUUUUUUAGAAUUUUGCUAAUGAUGUGUAUGAAAAAAGAUUUUUUUUUUUCCUUCUUUUUUUCUCAAAAAAAUUAAAUAAAUUAAAAUACAUGUAGUGUGUAUUUGUAAGUCGAGAUCAGACUGUUAAAUGUAUUUGUGCAUUCUGUGUAUUGAUUUUUGUUUUAAACUGUGACUGUUUUUUCUCUCUCAACUGAAUGUGUGAUUGCCUGUAUAUAUUCACUGUACUUUAAAACUAUGGUGAUGAGAAAACCAACCAUGUCUGUAUAUAUAGUUCAUAUAAAAAAAAAAAAAAUCCAAAAAACCAAAAAAAACCACCCUGAUCUCGGAUGAUGAGAUUAAAAAAACAAUGUAUAUUGUAUCUAAUGAUUUGUUUUGUUUUCCAUUUUCUGAUCCAAGCAGAAGUAAAAAAAAAAAAAAAUCUUUUUUUUAAAUUUAAUUUUUUUUUUUUUUUUUUUUGAGAAUUUACUGCCUGUGAUGUAGUUUGAUAAACAUACAUUUCAUAAAGUGAUUUAAUUUAAAUUGUGAAGUUUAGCUACAUGCAUAAUUCUUCCGUUAAAGUACACAUAACUAACCUUUUUACAUGAUUUAACUAAAAGCAACUUGUCUACAUUCGUGAUUUUCCAUAUUUUAUAUAAUUAAUAAAUUAAGAAUGAGGCUGAAAUGUGGAUUCUGUUAAAAUGUAGUUUUUUGUGUGUCUCAUUAACUCUUUUAAAAAACAAAAACAGACAGCAAAGCAAUACAAAAAACCCAACAUAUAUAUACCAGUAUAUAUACACACCAGGGUACCAAAUUUCUAGUCUUGACAAUUGACUUGUGCUACGGUAUUGGGGAUUUGUCCAGGCAUUCUGCAGUAGGUCUACCGAACAUAGGCCUCUUCCCACAAGCAAGUGGCACUGAAAAUUGCCAAUUUGAUAUACAGUAUAAAUAUUUUGAUAAUUAUCUUUGGUCUGAAAAAUUAAUUAACAAUGUUGUAUUGCCAUUAUUAAAUUUUCCUUUAAAAAAACAUCGCAAAUUAUGAUUAAGUUAUUCGUAUCACAUUAGACAUGGACCCUGCUGAAACAAUCCUGGAUAAAUCCCUGGGUAUUGUCAAUCAAAUAGUGAUGAUAGAAAAGUUACGUCUCAAUAGUCCUUUAAAUUAAUGAAAGCACAUGAUAACAAUGUACUUUAUUUUGAGGAUUUUCAAAAGGAAAGUGACAUUUAAAUACAAAUUGUUAAAAAAAAAAAAAAUACUCUAAAAAUGUGUGAUAUUUUAUUUUUAUAUUUUUGUUUUACUGCAUAUCUUUUUAUUUCUGUGAUGUGCCUUGGAAGUAAAUAAUAAUAAAAACAGGUUAUUUGAAUUUGAAAAGAAUUAACAUUACUAUAGUCUUGUUAUUCAUUGCACAAGUAGUGUUAACCAUGCAUGGAUAAAACAAGACAUUACUUACAUUGUACAUUACAAGUUGAAUAGAAGCAUUUUAGUUUCAUAAGAAUGUCCAUUUUAAAUAGCUCGUUAAAGAAAAGGUUAGAAAAAGAAAGAAAAAUCGAAAGUAAAAAAACAUAUAUAUAUUGGCAUAAAAUGUUGAAAACCAACUAAAUAGAUGUAGUUACUUGUACUUGGAAAUUCAUGCUAUUUGAUAAAAUGGUGCAAUAAUCGAACCACAAUUUGACCGUGUAAUUUCUGUAUGCCAUUAUACAUGUAAUUUUAAUUCAAUAAAUAAAAUGAAACAAA
Messenger RNA from Gigantopelta aegis, 12948 nucleotides. RefSeq names its product terminal nucleotidyltransferase 4B-like. Bases 117 to 2075 code for a protein of 652 amino acids. The transcript has 11 exons. Gene Ontology annotation, cellular component: TRAMP complex; nucleolus. Gene Ontology annotation, molecular function: poly(A) RNA polymerase activity; mRNA binding. Lineage: Eukaryota; Metazoa; Mollusca; Gastropoda; Neomphalida; Peltospiridae. Gene Ontology annotation, biological process: RNA 3'-end processing. The record is from RefSeq and is a predicted model, not a curated record.